UUUAUACAAGCACCAUCCAUAAACCCUGAAUCUGUGUUUACAGCAAGAAAACCCUCUUUCCCUUGUACCAGUCACUUACUCCACACAUUUUUGCCCUAAUUUCUCACCUCAGAUCACAACAAUGGGGAGCAGCCAAGCCGCCGUCUCCUUCCUCACCAACAUCGCACGCGCGGCAUUUGGGCUCGGAGUCGGCGCCACAGUUCUUAACUCAUCCCUCUAUACAGUCGACGGUGGUCAGCGCGCCGUGCUCUUCGAUCGAUUUCGUGGAGUGAUCGACGAGACCAUCGGCGAAGGAACCCAUUUCCUCGUCCCAUGGCUCCAGAAGCCCUUCAUCUUUGAUAUUCGUACCAGGCCUCACACCUUCUCCUCCGUUUCGGGCACCAAGGAUCUUCAGAUGGUCAAUCUUACCCUUAGGGUUUUAUCUCGCCCGGAGGUCACUCGUCUUCCCGAUAUCUUUAAAACUCUUGGUCUCGAGUACGACGAGAAGGUCCUUCCUUCUAUUGGUAACGAGGUUUUGAAGGCCGUUGUAGCUCAAUUCAACGCUGAUCAGCUUCUGACUGAGCGACCUCACGUAUCCGCCAUGGUCCGAGACAGCCUAAUCCGCAGAGCUAAAGAUUUCAACAUUGUUCUCGAUGAUGUGGCCAUUACUCAUUUGUCGUACGGAGCGGAGUUCUCCCGGGCCGUGGAGCAGAAGCAAGUGGCCCAGCAGGAGGCGGAGCGUUCCAAAUUCAUUGUGGCUAAGGCCGAGCAGGAGAGGAGAGCGGCGAUUAUCAGGGCCCAGGGAGAGAGCGAGUCUGCUAAGCUGAUAUCGGAUGCCACAGCCGCGGCUGGUAUGGGUCUCAUUGAGCUCAGGAGGAUUGAGGCCUCAAGGGAAGUGGCUGCAACGCUCGCCAAGUCGCCGAACGUCGCGUACUUGCCCGGAGGAAAGAACUUGCUUUUGGCUCUUAACCCUUCGCGUUAAAUUGGGUUUGGAUACAUGGGAUAGUUGCAAUAAUGGAUCGAGGAUGGAUUCGAACUUGAAAUUGGUUUAUUCCUAGACUUUUUUUUUACCAUUUACUCAGAUCAUCGUAUGUUAUCUGAAACUUCGAGUCAAAAGUGAAGGGAAACUUACGGAGUUGUUCAUGUUGUCUCCGAACCCAUCAUGACUUUCACUGCAAGUUAAAUUUUGAAGAUGGAAUUUUUUUUACUCUUGUCAAGUGCAUGUUCUCUACUAAAUCCCUAUAGUUCACUUGUAAUUUAAUUUUUUUAUCUAUUAAUGGCCCAUUACCAAUUUAUAUAACUAUGCUUUCAAUUAGUGAAAAAGAUUUGAUCUUUCGAUCUUAAUAUU
Molecule: messenger RNA, 1327 nt
Organism: Humulus lupulus (European hop)
Lineage: Eukaryota; Viridiplantae; Streptophyta; Magnoliopsida; Rosales; Cannabaceae
Product: prohibitin-3, mitochondrial
Exons: 2
Coding region: 122-961 (279 amino acids)
Biological process (GO): mitochondrion organization
Cellular component (GO): mitochondrion; membrane
Source: RefSeq, a predicted model, not a curated record